Messenger RNA from Alternaria alternata, 2294 nucleotides. RefSeq lists its product as hypothetical. NCBI's taxonomy places the organism in Eukaryota, Fungi, Ascomycota, Dothideomycetes, Pleosporales, Pleosporaceae. Bases 108 to 1841 code for a protein of 577 amino acids. The transcript is spliced from 4 exons. The record is from RefSeq and is a predicted model, not a curated record.
GUCUAUCGCCAGCCGCGAUUUGAUCUUCUAACCAUGCACAAGGCUAUAGCUCGGCGUGCAUCAAGGAUCAGCGCGAAUUGGAACUCAUUUUAGGCUUUAAACAACUAAUGAAGCCUGAGGCUGUUGAUCCAAGGUGUCGGUUCAUAUUUCUAACAGCAGGCCAAAGCCGGGCACCGUUGCGUAUCACGUACGACAUGUUCAGCUUCCUGUGUACAUUCUACCAGGUGCCUCCUUCGUUUCUGGACUUCGUCUUUCCCUUCGGACUAAGGGAACACGCGCAAGACUUCCAUUUCAGUGGGCUGAGAGACGAAUCCCUGUUGGCCUCGUAUGACAGAGCUUGUGUACUGCCCGAACUAGAUCGUUCGGGGAAAUACAUUCGCUUCUGUUAUAACCUAAGAUCAGUGGAACCAUCGCAAAGUCAGUCAAAGUUACCGUGGUCGAUUCGCCAGUGUGCUGUAUAUCAUACAUUCGAUGUAGAGAACGGGCGAAUGUCCUGGAUCAUCGUCAAAGGAAACAAGGAUAUCAAGAAUCGUGUGACUGAAACGUCCAAGAGGCAAAUGCAUGGUGAAGGCUCUCUCAAUUCUCGCGGCGAUGCAUUUGCAGCAUCUCUUGAUACGCAUCUUCUGCUAUGCAACUGGUCCGGCGAGAAUUGGAGAUGGUAUAUCAACGAUCUCGAAGAUCAAUUGCAGACAUUAACGAGAGGAGUAUUGGCAUUUCAAGUUGAGAGAACUCCGACACCAUUGUCAUCGCCUUCACCACUAAAUACCACAAGUCCACACCCCAACAUGGGACCGUUUUGCAACGUAUCACAGAUGUCUCCAACAAGUCCUCCAUCACGAUCUUUCACACUGCCACCAGUUUGGACAAAACGAUCCCCGAAUCGAUCAAAUACUAUGCAAUCAAGUCCACAUCCCUAUACACAAUCGCCGAUGGGCAAUGUUGAUGACAGCUUGUGGACAUCGGUACCAACAAUGAACUCUCCUCCAAAGACGAGACGAUGGAACUCAGCUCUAAACGAUUUUCGUAGUUCACUGAAACGGCCGUGGCGUCUUGACACGACCAACGACAACCCGAUAUCUGGAGAUGAAAAGCGGUUGUUACCAUCUUCUGAAAGGUUAUCGCCUCCAGAGCUACCACCGUCUUUUUCCUCCAGUGAUUUGGAUAAGACACCUGAUAUAUUCACCUUUAGAAAUCUUCAAGACAUACAACACAUUGAAGAGAAGGCACAGGAAGCUAUGCUUGUAUUGAAGCUGAACACAGAUGUUCUUGAGCAGCUGAGGCUGCAGUACGAAGAACUCACAAAGCAUAAAGAAUUUCCUCAAGAAGUUCGUGAUGACUGCAGAGCCAGCCUUCAUCACUUUUGUAAAGGCGUAGUUGGGGUCGAAAAAGAUCUACGCAUGCUGCAGUCGCGGACGGAGACUCUGCUACACCUCUUGGCCAACCGAAAGACUUUGGUAAGCGGUAUAUUGCAACAUCGAAGCUCCAAAGCGAGCGAAUUCUACGCAAAAGAGUCUCGAGAAUGCGCAGCUCGCAUGGAAACAAUGACUCUGAAGAUGCAAGACCUUGCCAUGAAGACAAAGCAAGAGACAGUUUCAAUGAGAGUGAUCACCACUGUAACUCUUUUCUUCCUUCCAGCAACCUUCAUCGCUACUUUCAUGAGCACCGAUAUCCUCAAAUUCCAAAAUGGCGAACAAGAACUACAAAUACAGGGUCUGAAGCUAUACUUGAAGGUUGCCCUGCCUGCGACAGCAAUGACCUUUAUCGCGUGGUACGUCAUCUAUUGCUUGGCUAGAAGAGAAACUAGACAGAAUGAUCGGUCCGAAGCAGCUGGUGAGGCUUGAUAUCCUGGGUUGUCCAAUCAUUAGAUCGGCCAAGAUUGUUUUACAAAGGGGCGACAUCCUCUAUCUUCCUAGACGUGUAUAUUGUAAAGGCAAUUUCAAACCGUGUCUCGUUCGAAUUGGACUGCCAAUGCUGUUGCGCACCGCAAAGUAUGUUCUGUAGUCUAGCAUAGAUACGACUUAAUUUGACUGGUGACGCAGUUUAGUAUAGCGAUGCAGUCGGGCGUCCAGGGACAAAGAUCAUUGUGAUAGCCACUAGAAGCUGAAAGCGUGUCAAACCUGAAUCAUAGGCCAUGGUCAGUAGUGGACCGGUGCGUCUUGGCGGAUCCACGCUGUGUCAACCCGUUUGACCUAAAGCCAACGUCGCACCCACAAGGAAGAUCAUUCCUGCCGUCUAACCCUCCAAAUAUUCAUCACUGCUCGUUGCCAGGACGUAUCUGUUUGCACUCGUCGACA